Molecule: messenger RNA, 2706 nt
Organism: Benincasa hispida (wax gourd)
Lineage: Eukaryota; Viridiplantae; Streptophyta; Magnoliopsida; Cucurbitales; Cucurbitaceae
Cellular component (GO): cytoplasm
Molecular function (GO): mRNA binding
Source: RefSeq, a predicted model, not a curated record
CAAAAAUAGUUCGUGAUCUUCUUGGCGUCUUUCUUUUGCGGGUUGACAGUUAAACCUUUGAAGUUCCCGCCAAAUAUCCAAAGGAUUCUUCGCAAUUUUGAAAUGGAUAAAAUCUUCCGGUUAAUGAAUAUCAAUACUUCAACUCAUGAAUUACUCAAUUCCAGUCUGAGAAAUCCUAAAUUUCUCACUCCGCUUCUACUCUUUCAUGAUUUCAACAAAAAUCUGCCCUCAGAUUCUGAGUUGGAACUCGAUUCUGACAAGCUCGGUUAUCGGUCUUCUAUACCCAGUUCUCGAAGAAGCUGGAUUUCUGAGGAACAGGUUGAUCGUAGAGAAAUUUCAAAAGCAAGGGAGUCGAAGGUUCAGAUAGACCCAUGGCCGGAGUGGGUUGACUUCAUGGAAUGUUUGUCAAAGAAAGGGUACUUUGAAGGAGACAGAGUCCCAUUUAUGAAUACCGAAUUGGGUGCAAAAGAUUUCAAUCAUAUUCGAACUGCGUGUCUUGAUUUUGCAAGGGAUCGGUUUAACCUUACACGGUGCUUGUCCAGGAAAGAGUUACAGGUGAUUGCAGGAUGUGGAUGCCCAAGCACAGAUAGGAAAGUUGUGAACUCAGGGAAGCGUCUCAGAGCACAUCUGGGCAUUGAUGAGGGAAAUGUCUGCAGUUCUUGCAAACUGCAGGGAGAAUGUGAGAGGGCAUAUGCAAAGGCAUGCGGAGAUGAAGGAAGCCAGACCGUGGAUGUCAUGCGUGUUUUGUUAUUUUAUGGGCUCGAUCACAUCUCUGCUAUGGUGGAGAACAGACCAUGUAUGAACAAGAAAGUCAAUGACUCUGUUAGAAAGCUGUUGAAGGAUAUUGUUGAAUAUAGUGCAGGAGAACGUGAAUCUGUUCUUCUAAAGUCUAACGAGACUACUUCAGCAGGAAAUCAUGAGACAAGUGCUUCAGCGACACGAGGCGACUGGCAUUGUCCAAAAUGCAACUUUUUCAACUUUUCUAGAAACAUCAAGUGCUUGCGCUGUGGUAGUAUAUCCCUCGAGAGACUUCGGAAACUAAACGAGGAUCAAGUCGAUCUUCCGUUGAAGAAGGGUGACUGGAUUUGCGACAAGUGUAAUUUCUUGAACUUUGCUAAGAAUUCAACAUGUUUGCAAUGCAAAGAAAAGCCUUUGAAUCGACAGCUGAAUCAAGGGGAGUGGGAAUGCGAAUCGUGCAACUACAUCAAUUUUAGAAAGAAUACAUUAUGCUUGAGAUGUGAUCACCGACGCCCGAAAGCACUAAAUUCUCGAAACGUUUCUGCUGGACCUGCAGCUGAGAAUAGAAACUACAGUUUCAGCAAGCCUAAAUUCUCUUCUGGUAAAGUUGGUAAUAAUGCAAGCAGAAAAAAUGAUGGUAGUUUGUGGAGGUUUGGUGAAAAUGAGGGUGAAGAUGAUUCUGGAUUUAUGGAUUUUCCUAUUGCUCGUUCUUCUGGAAGUGCAGAAAGACAAGAAAGAAGGAAAGUGGAGAUGUUAGAGAAGAGAAAAAGCAGAGAAAAUGCAAUAGAUAAAGAAGAAGAUCUAAUCUUGAGAUCUGACAAUAUCGAAAGAAGAUUUGAGUUUGUUGAAUCUAGUGAUGAUGAAGACAUGAUCGAAUGGUUUGGACACAAGCCAGAAUCAAGAACAGCAGUUGACUGUUUAAUCCUUACUUUCUCUCUCAUCUAUCUUUCAUGCCACGCUCUCUCUCUCUACACUUGGGUCUUUAACUUUCGGAACCCUAACUCAGAAACCCGAGCUUCAAAAAUGGGCGACGAGGCCACGAAGGUUGUUGUUCCUCGAAAUUUCAGAUUACUAGAAGAACUUGAAAGAGGUGAAAAAGGAAUCGGGGAUGGAACUGUGAGUUAUGGAAUGGAUGAUGCUGAUGAUAUCUAUAUGGCGUCUUGGACAGGAACUAUUAUUGGGCCACCUAACACUGUUCAUGAAGGACGCAUCUAUCAACUCAAGUUAUUCUGUGGACAGGAUUAUCCUGAUAAUCCUCCAAAUGUUAGAUUUCAAACUCGGAUUAAUAUGACCUGUGUCAAUCCAGAAACUGGGGUGGUGGAACCAAGCCUUUUCCCCAUGCUUGCUAAUUGGCAAAGGGAGCAUACAAUGGAGGACAUAUUAAUGCAAUUGAAGAAAGAAAUGACUUCUCCCCAGAACAGGAGACUAACUCAGCCUUCUGAAGGUAAUGAAGAUGGAAGAAUUGACCAAAAGGGGCUAGUGUUGAAAUGUUGCAUUCUUUAAAGGUAAAAGACCAAAUAUGAUAAUGUAAAUAAACAAAGACAUUUGAUGUUACUAUUUAAGCAACAUGCUUAUGUCUACACGCAUAUGAAUGAAGUUGAGUUGAGUUGUGUUCCAUUAAGUGACAUGUUUGUCAUAAUGUCAAUUUUCUUCUUUGCUAUUUGCCUAGCCUUCCCUUUUGAACAGCUCAUUGAUGAGAUGGGUUCCUUUCAGCUGUUCUAAAAGAUCAGCAAAAGAGAUAAAAGUGAAAAAGACAAACGCAAGUUAUGUUAAAUAGAAGUCAAUCAAAAUCUUUGUAGAUUCUGUUCCCCACUAACCCUUCCUCUAUUGACAGUUGUGAACAAAAAUGAGAACUUUCUGGCGUUUUUCUAUCAGUACCAUUAUUAUCUUUGGAUUGUAAUUUGUAGAUUGUUGUAUGUAUGUAGAAUUCAACUGACAUCUUUACUUAUAUAUUUCGCUUUGGCCUUU